AUGGCACGAGUAUCUAGACCAACAAAAUGUGCAGAGUUGCGCAUCUCCGGUCUGGAUGACUCCAUCAGCGCAGUGGAAGUUGUCACUGCCAUUGCACAGCGAAGUGAGUGUCCUGCAGAAAUGGUGAAAAUAGGUGAAAUCCGCAGAACAAGCUCUGACACCGGUACCAUCUGGGUGAGCUGCCCGGUACCUGCAACCAAUAAAAUUGAAGGAGGUGGGCGCUUUUUGAUCAGAUGGGUGCCAGCACAGGUGAAAAUAUUGUCAUCUAGACUAUUGCAGUGCUACAAAUACCUGCAUAAUGGACAUGUGUGUGCCGAGUGCAGUUCAGAGGUGGACCGUAGCAAUGACUGCUACCGCUGUGGCCAGGCUGGCCACAAGUUCGCGAAGUGCACGGCUACGCCCAACUUUUCACUGUGUAUUGCAGCGAACAAGGCGGCUGACCACGUGCUGGGGAGCAAGAGGUGA
Molecule: messenger RNA, 465 nt
Organism: Parnassius apollo (apollo)
Lineage: Eukaryota; Metazoa; Arthropoda; Insecta; Lepidoptera; Papilionidae
Source: the annotation of a GenBank genome assembly